CAUCGGCCAUUCGCCGGCUCGCCCUCCCGUGUGGUGCGGCCCGCAGGCCGCAGCCGUACUGCGGCCGCCGCUGCCGCCACCGCCACCGCUAACCCUCCUUGUCCGUUCCGGCUCCCAGGAAACACCCAAAUUCCUCCGCCGUUGCCACCUUUCCCCCCACAAUCCCGCUCGCCCGCACGCUCUGCCCAGACUUCGCCGCUCCACACCACUCCACUCUCACACUCCCCCAUUCACCUGAGAGCCGACCACCAUCCUCCCUUCCCCGCCGCGCCCAAACCCCGCAAAACCCUAACCGCCCACCACCGUCAUGCCGAUCGCCCCCGUCCCCCGCCACCGCCACCGCCUUGCCGCCCUCUACAUCCUGCUUGUCUUGGCCUCCGCGCCGCGCCCCGCGGCCUCCGCCUCCUCCGACCGCGCGGCGCUCCUCGCCUUCUGCGCCUCCCUCUCGCCGCCCUCCCGCACCGCGCUCUCCUCCUGGCGCGGCCCGCUCUCGCCGUCCUGGCUCGGCGUCUCGCUCCACCCCGCCGCCACCGGCCCCACCACCACUCCCUCCGUCGCCGCGCUCGCGCUCCGCGGCCUCAACCUCACCGGCCCUCUCCCCACGGCGUCGCUCGCGCUCCUCCGCCGCCUCCGCGCGCUCGACCUCUCCGCCAACGCGCUCUCUGGCGAGCUCCCCUGCUCCCUCCCACGCUCGCUCCUCGCGCUCGACCUCUCCCGCAACGCGCUCUCGGGGGCCGUCCCCACCUGCUUGCCGUCCUCGCUCCCGGCGCUCCGCACCCUCAACCUCUCCGCCAAUUCUCUCCGUCUCCCUCUCUCCCCGCAGCUCUCUUUUCCCGCGCGCCUCACCGCCCUCGACCUCUCCCGCAACGCCAUCUCCGGCGCCGUCCCCCCGCGGAUCGUCGCCGACCCCGACGCCUCCGCCCUCCUCCUCCUCGACCUCUCCCACAACCGCUUCUCCGGCGAGAUUCCCGCCGGGAUCACCGCGAUACGGAGUCUGCAGGGGCUGUUUCUCGCGGACAACAAGCUGUCCGGGGAGAUUCCUUCUGGAAUCGGGAACCUGACCUACUUGCAGGUGCUGGAUUUGUCGAAUAACCGCUUGUCUAGUCCAGUGCCUGCCGGACUUGCAGGCUGCUUCCAGCUUCUGUACCUGCGGCUCGGAGGGAACCGGCUCUCCGGAGCGCUGCGGCCGGAGCUCGACGCACUUGAUAGUCUGAAGGUUCUAGAUUUGUCGAACAACCAGAUAUCUGGGGAGAUUCCGCUACCUCUGGCCGGGUGCCGGUCUCUGGAGGUGGUGGACUUGUCAGGAAAUGAGAUCACCGGGGAGCUCGGCAGUGCUGUAGCCAAAUGGCAGAGCCUGAGGUUCUUGUCACUGGCAGGUAACAAGCUCUCUGGCCAGCUACCUGAUUGGGUGUUCUCGUUUCCGAUGCUCCAGUGGCUUGAUUUAUCUGGCAAUAAGUUUGUGGGUUUCAUCCCAGAUGGUGGAUUCAAUGUCAGUGCAGUGUUUAAUGGUGGAGGUGGUCAGGGGAUUCCAUCAGAGGGUGUCCUUCCACCUCAAUUGUUUGUGUCGGCAUCUGUGGACACAGUGUCAUGGCAGUUGGACCUGGGAUACGUUCUUCAGGCAACUACUGGGAUAAAUCUGUCAAGGAACGAGCUCCGAGGGGAGAUACCGGAGGGGUUGGUUGCAAUGAAGGGAUUGGAGUAUUUGAACCUCUCCUGUAAUUACUUGGCCGGGCAGAUCCCUGAGGGGCUUGGGGGGAUGGGGAGGUUGCGGACGCUUGACUUCUCACAUAAUGUGUUGUCCGGGGAGGUGCCUCCUGAGAUAGCUACCAUGACAGAGCUCGAGGUGCUGAACCUCUCCUACAAUAGCCUGUCCGGGCCUUUGCCAACAACUGAUGGGUUACGGAAGUUCCCAGGAGCAUUGGCAGGAAACCCUGGGAUCUGCAGUGGGGAAGGGUGCACUGAGGACGCAAGUAUGCCAGAAGGGAAAAUGGCAGGAAGCAAUCGCCAUGGUUGGCUUGGUGGCUGGCAUGGAGAGAAUGGAUGGGUGUCUCUUGGUUCAUUCUGUAUCAGCACAAUGACUAGCUUUUAUGUAUCGCUGGCAACAUUGCUAUGCUCCCCCAAGGCAAGAAACUUUGUGUUUCGGCCCGUGAGGGCAGAAUAUUAAUAAAAGAGGGAGAAUUGCGAAAUUAGAUUGUACUGUAAAUAACAGGAUCUUUGUGAAGUUCAAAUGUCUGUAGUGAGAUGGAUAUCUUUGGCCAAAAGGAAGUGUGCCAUCUCGUUUUAGUGAUCAAUCAAGAUAUCUGAUUAUUUCCAAAAAUUCUUGCUCUUGGGAUUUGUAGAUUUGGUUCCAACAUAUUCGCAUCUGUUAUAGAAUGCAAUCAUCUGCUCGUAGUAGACCUGCUGUGUCUCAGAGGAUUGGGCACCAGUUGUGGCUUGAGAGUUCAGAUCACUGAGUCUUGAUAUCAAUGAUGCACAUAACUAGGUGGUGCAAUAGCCACAAUCGGAAGUGUCGCUACUAUGAGCAAAUUCAGAUGUAAAUAUUGUGGAUUUUCAGAUCCUGUCCAGUUCAAAACUUGUCAUGCUUCUAGUGUUGUUGAGCUACCUUUCGAUGUUAUGUCAAUUUGAUGGCAGAUCAUUAUAAAAAUCUGUCUAAUUCUGUGUACCUAUAAUCUUGUAGAUUUGCUUAUGAUUUCUGCUUAGCGAUGCGUCUAUCAUCUGGUAAACUGUGACUGUGUUAUUCAUCUGAGUACAAUGCCUGUGACUGCGAGUAUGCUAGAUAAUGUUUCUUGGUGCCCUUCCUGUACUACUUUUAUAGGUAAAUGGUGAAUUUGCCAUCUGAAAUAGCAUUCAGCAAGGUGGCAACCAAUUUCUCGUAUUGUAACAAUACACACUUGGGUAAUAGAGAUGAGACAACCUAUCCCAGUUAUGUGCAUUUCCGAACUAACCCCAGCAUGUAUUUGCAGAGUGAUAAUUCUUCUCAUACUUGUCACAUGGUGGACUCUUUAACUGGAAACGGUGGAGAAUAAGUAUCAGUAGCUUUUCAAAGGAUUGGGCACCUGUACAGAAUCAGUCACAGCCAGUGCUGGAAUCAGGUUUGAACAAAGAGCAAAGUUUUCAUCCCUCUGUGUGAAGUGGCAUACAAAUGGAUGACUUGGCUUGCACGCCGGCAGCGUUACCGUGGCAGUUCAGUCAGGAACGAAGACCUCAGGAGUGGACACCAGUAGAUCACAUGAAGGAUGGACUUCAGGAGUGCCCAGCUCUUUUACUGACGUGGAUGGAUGGACUAUUGGAUCGGAACUAGUGGCAGCGGCAGAUCACUCACACCUGACGCGUUUGAAAUCACUGCUCGGUUAUGGGUCGGUCUGCACGCUCAUGCUCAUCAGCUCAUCUUUUGCUACCAGAACCUCCAUGGAAGCAAAGCUCGGGUUCCACGUGAGUUCUGUUCAGGUGCUCCAGAUUUAUUUAUUUUUUGUUCCUCCCUUUUUCUUUGUAAGAACCCGUGCGCUUAAAUUAAAUCUG
Messenger RNA from Phragmites australis (common reed), 3519 nucleotides. Its product is annotated as leucine-rich repeat receptor-like protein FASCIATED EAR2. The record is from RefSeq and is a predicted model, not a curated record. The transcript is spliced from 2 exons. Lineage: Eukaryota; Viridiplantae; Streptophyta; Magnoliopsida; Poales; Poaceae. Gene Ontology annotation, biological process: hormone-mediated signaling pathway. Bases 308 to 2164 code for a protein of 618 amino acids. Gene Ontology annotation, cellular component: plasma membrane. Gene Ontology annotation, molecular function: protein binding.